Acanthosepion pharaonis is the source of this 747-nucleotide messenger RNA. The record is from the annotation of a GenBank genome assembly. Lineage: Eukaryota; Metazoa; Mollusca; Cephalopoda; Sepiida; Sepiidae.
AUGAGCCAGGGACAGGAUGAAGAUUAUUGUAAACAAAAUAGGUGCCAGUCUAUUGAUAUCUAUCUGAGUCUGUUCAUAAUUAUCUAUCUAUCUAUCUAUCUAUCUAUCUAUCUAUCUAUCUAUCUCAAACUAUUCAUAUCUAUCUAUCUAUCUAUCUAUCUAUCUAUCUAUCUAUCUAUCCUUGGCUUUUUAGUAUCUAUCUAUCUAUCUAUCUAUCUAUCUAUCUCAAACUAUUCAUAUCUAUCUCAGACUAUUCAUAUCUAUCUAUCUAUAUAUCUAUCUAUCUCAGACUAUUCAUAUCUAUCUAUCUAUCUAUCUAUCUAUCUAUCUAUCUAUCUAUCAUCUAUCAUUCAUCUAUCUCAAACUAUUCAUAUCUAUCUCAGACUAUUCAUAUCUAUCUAUCUAUCUAUCUAUCUAUCUAUCUAUCUAUCUAUCUAUCUCAGACUAUUCAUAACUAUUUAUCUUCCUAUGAACCGCUGUUGUAGAAACAACUCCAAAUCUGUUGAUAUCUAUCUAUCUAUCUAUCUAUCUAUCUAUCUAUCUAUCUAUCUAUCUAUCUAUCUCAGUCUCUGGGGACAGGAUGGAGAUGAUUGCAAACAAAAUAGGUGCCAGUCUGUUGAUAUCUAUCUAUCCAGCAUUGUUCAUAUCUAUCUAUCUAUCUCAAAAUAUUCAUAUCUAUCUAUCUAUCUAUCUAUCUAUCUAUCUAUCUAUCUAUCUAGCUAUCUAGCUAUCUAUCUAUCGAUCUAG